Messenger RNA from Prunus armeniaca (apricot), 882 nucleotides. The record is from the annotation of a GenBank genome assembly. NCBI's taxonomy places the organism in Eukaryota, Viridiplantae, Streptophyta, Magnoliopsida, Rosales, Rosaceae.
AUGGAGCUAUGGAAAUGUAUUGGUUUCGGCUUGAUCCUCAUGUUCGGGGCUUGGUCUUGUGAAGCCACCUCUCGCAGUCUCCAAGAUGCAUCUAUGUAUGGGAGAUACGAACAAUGGAUGACUCGUUAUGGUCGUGUAUAUAACGAUGUUAAUGAGAAAGAGAAUCGUUUCAAGAUAUUCAAAGAAAAUGUGGCGUUUAUAGAAUCAUCGAAUAACGAUGUGAACAAACCCUACAAGUUGGGUGUUAAUCAAUUUGCAGACCUUACGAAUGAAGAGUUCAAAGCCUCAAGAAAUGGAUUCAAGGGGCAUGAAUGUUCCACAAAGACGACUUCUUUUAAAUAUGAAAAUGUUAAGGCGCCAGUGCCAGCUGCAAUGGACUGGAGAAAGAAAGGAGCUGUAACCCCCAUCAAGGACCAAGGCCAAUGUGUGGCAGCGACCGAAGGCAUUACUCAGCUUACAACUGGUAAACUGAUCUCUUUGUCUGAGCAAGAGCUAGUUGACUGUGACACCAGCGGUGUAGACCAAGGUUCAGCAAGCAUUGCAGCCAAGAUAACUGGCUAUGAAGAUGUGCCUGCAAACAGCGAAAAAGCCCUUCUAACCGCUGUUGCUCAUCAACCAGUUUCUGUUGCCAUCGAUGCUGGAGGUUCCGAUUUCCAGUUCUAUUCAAGUGGUGUCUUUACAGGAUCCUGUGGAACGAGCCUUGACCAUGGGGUUACCGCUGUUGGUUAUGGCGUUAGCGAUGAUGGGACUAAGUAUUGGUUGGUUAAAAACUCAUGGGGGACAGAAUGGGGUGAAGAGGGGUACAUAAGGAUGCAAAGAGAUGUUGAAGCAAAAGAAGGUCUAUGUGGCAUUGCUAUGGAAGCCUCUUACCCCACUGCUUAG